AUGGAUGCAGUUCUGGACAUACCAGCCGAUACCCUAGUCAAUGAAAUCCUCCUUGAAUAUUUUAGAGUUCCAUCUGGAUCUCACCCACUGCUCACAGAGCUAACAGAAUCGGUUGGUCUGGGAUAUCGCAAAAACAGAUGUCGACGCACAGAAAGAAAGGUCUCCCUGGAAUGCUCGAGUUUAGAGACGGAUGUUGAAGGUGAUGCAUCUUCCAUAUCACUAAUUUAUGUGGAAUUACCAUCGGUGGAAGAUGCGGAAAAGAAUCAUCCAUUACUUAUGGAACAAGAUGCGACACAAUAUUUGGACUUGGAUAAUUCAAAUUCGGAAAACGAGCUGAAGGUGCAAUCAGGAACAGUUGAUGCUCUUAUUGUCUACGCUACAUCUAUUGGUCGAUUGCAUCGAUCAUUUCUACUAACGCUGGAUGUCUUCUUGGUGAUGUAUCGAACCUUCAUAACUUCGGAGGAACUAAUAAGUCGCCUAAUUCAACGCUAUCUCCUCUUCCAAUCCAGUGUCAAGUUGAUUGUAACUGUGGAUGAGAAGACGCGCGAAAAGAUCUGCAAUGUGGUCAUCUCCUACCUCAUUCGUGUGAUAUCGCAGCUGUCAACUGAUCUGAAUUCCCAAGUUUACUCCCUGCUAAAUCUAUUCCGAGAGAAAGUAAUGGAUGAUGGUUAUGGGGGUUUAGCCAGAGCACUUGAGUUCACACUCUCAAACCAGUUAAAACUACGUCAAAGACGUCGAUCAUCUGCGGAAAGUCAGGACACAGCUCCGAACCCUUCGACAACCACUAGUCCCCCAGUUUCUCCUCGUCCAAGUGAGGAAAACUAUUAUACACCCCCAGCAACUUCCUCUGUAUCUGUAUCUGUUCGGCGCUCACAUUCCAUUGGGGCCGUUGCUGGUUUUGUAGCAGGUUCCUCCACCAGUCCACAGCAGCUGAAGAGCGGAGAUCAUAAAUUAUCAAUCGGAACUUCGAAUUUCUCCUCCAGCUCCGCCCGAAACUCCAUCACCGCAGUUCCUGGAUGUGAGAGUUCUCUCAAUUCAUCCCAUUCAGCAUCCACUGCGGCACUCUCUGAUAUUGAGUUCGAGUCCUCAGUAGGAAAUUCAUCUCUGGUAAGUGGAAGACCUUCGACGGCGUCAUGUUUCAGUUCUCCCGCUCCAGCUCGACGUCUUCUUGGACCGUCGGUGCCGGUUUCUAUAGCAACGCUAAGAAGACACUCCAGAAUAUCUGCUUCUGGAAGUCAGAGACGAGCUAGUCUACUAGAUAUUCCAGCUAGAGCACUGGCUGAGCAGAUAACGUAUUUGGAAGCGGAGAAGUACUCUCGUCUAACAGUAAGAUUUCACCUUAUUCAUUUGAAUCAUUUCUAA
Rodentolepis nana is the source of this 1362-nucleotide messenger RNA. The record is from the annotation of a GenBank genome assembly. Lineage: Eukaryota; Metazoa; Platyhelminthes; Cestoda; Cyclophyllidea; Hymenolepididae.